This is a messenger RNA of Coccinella septempunctata (seven-spotted ladybird), 2520 nucleotides long. It is a transcript of the gene hb, whose product is annotated as protein hunchback. Gene Ontology annotation, biological process: regulation of transcription by RNA polymerase II. Gene Ontology annotation, molecular function: DNA-binding transcription factor activity, RNA polymerase II-specific; RNA polymerase II transcription regulatory region sequence-specific DNA binding. NCBI's taxonomy places the organism in Eukaryota, Metazoa, Arthropoda, Insecta, Coleoptera, Coccinellidae. The record is from RefSeq and is a predicted model, not a curated record. Bases 16 to 1893 code for a protein of 625 amino acids. The transcript is spliced from 3 exons.
GCUGUCUUCGUUAAAAUGGUCAGUUGUCCGGUAAUCACCAUAGCGAACGUUUGUGAUUUUUCGAAAGAGUUUCUGCAAAUAGAAUUCGUUUUUCAUCAGUUUGUUGUGAUUACACUUCGUGAAAUCGAAGACAGUGCCUUGUGCUUCUUAUACCAAAGGAAAUUGGAACAGUCAGAUAAAUGGUUUGUGAGAGCACACGACUCUAAUAUGAAAGAUUGCUUUGAGAUGUCACCGACUUGCCUUACUAGUGGUUAUCCACACCCCCUGAGGGAGUUUCCCAUGAUGAAUAUGGGAAUGCCUUCCCCACAUAUUACCUGGGGGUAUCCCCCAAUGUACCAGAGGAACCCACGAUCUCCAUCGGAAAGGAGGGAUUCUGGAGUGCAUUCCAGCAGCGAAGGUCACGUUUCUCCACCAAGCAGCGAUGAAUCUGAUCGUUAUAUGAUUCCAAGAGAGCAGUCAUCUUAUGCUUACGCCAACAACCACCAAAACCACAAUCCUACAACCAUGCCAAGUAAUUCUCCCCCAAUCAUCCCCGUUUCAAUCAAAGAAGAAAUAACUUCUGAUGACGAAAAAGAACGCUCAACCUCAACACAUUCUGAAUUUUCGACGGACACGAACGCCCUCCAAAAUCUUCAAAUGUCGGUUGAAAAAAAUUUGAACAUUUCCUCUCCAGAACCCUCGGAUAAAGGUAGGAUAUCCGAUAACAAUAAUGAUGAUUAUGUCAACCAAGAAGACUACAGUGUACCGACUGUGAACUCUCACGGAAAAAUCAAAACAGUGAAAUGUAAGCAGUGUAAGUUGGUCUUCAAGACCAAACUCGAAUUUUGGACGCACCAGAGGGAGCAUAUAAAACCCGAGAGAAGAUUGGAGUGCGUGAAGUGCCCAUUUGUGACGGAAUAUAAACACCAUUUGGAAUACCAUAUCAGAAAUCAUGGGGGUGAAAAGCCCUUCCAAUGUAAAGAAUGCGAUUAUAAAUGUGUUAACAAAUCCAUGCUGAAUUCUCACAUGAAGUCACAUUCAAACAUUUACCAGUACAGAUGCGCCAGUUGUCACUACUCUUCCAAAUAUUGCCAUUCAUUGAAACUGCAUCUUCGAAAAUACAAUCACCAGCCAGCUAUGGUAUUGAAUCCUGAUGGUACUCCCAAUCCUCUUCCUGUUAUCGAUGUGUAUGGUACAAGAAGAGGGCCAAAGGUAAAGACAACAAAUGCAGAAGAAGAAGCUUUGAUGUCAUCUGCUAAGAGAACCAGAACCGAGAAUCAUCCACCUGCAAUGUUUCCACCACCACAGGUUCAUCAAGGAAUGGCCGGCAUGAUGCCUCUUCAUCUUAUGACACAAAACCCAGAUAUGCAGUUGAAUUUCAUGUUGCAACAAGCGUUUCUGAUGCAAUGCACCUUCCAAAACCUGCAGAUGAUGAAUCAAAGUCCUGGUCUUGUUAGUGCACUAGCAUCGGCCUCAAAUGACUCAGUUAAUAUGUCCAGAGAAAACAGCAGCAGUGACCAAGAAGAUUCCGCCCUAGACUUAUCCAAAGACAAAAGCUCCAACGUCGACAAUUCCGAAAACAAUAAUAUCAAAUUGGAAACGCCAUCCACCACUGACGAUGAGGAUGAUGAGCGAUUGAGGUUAUUGUACCAGGUUAAGGUGCAACAUGAUGUGGACGAUACACCGGCAGAAGAUCCAAAUGCCCCAACGCCUCCAGCUGAAUAUAAUCCACCAGCAUCUUCGGCAGAGUCAUUGAGGUGUCCACACUGCUGCAUAACAUUCGAUGACAUGGCGCUCUUCACGAUUCACAUGAGAUUUCACAAUUUUUCUGAUCCAUUCACUUGCAAUUCGUGUGGACAAAAAUGUGAGAAUAAAAUAGAAUUCACCGUACACAUUUUUUCGAGACCACAUUAGAAGACGCUAACACAUUGAAUAACGUACAAAGAUCGGAAAAUUCCACAGUGGUGAAAAAAUUUUUGAAUAUUGUAUACAUAUAAAUAUUUUAUAUUAUUUUAUAAUAUACUUUAUAUUCUAGUCAAAACUGGUCUAUCUAUUUUCAGUAGAUGUUGUGUGCAAUUUUGUGUCUCAAGAUCGGAAAUUGACGGGUUGAACUGAAACUGUGGUACUGAGUUCAUUUCUUGUAUAAAAUCGAUAAUUAUUCCGUGGUGAUCUCGAAAUAAUUUCGAAACAAAAUAUGAUGUAGGUUCCAAUCCCAACGAAUGAUGCUCUAAAGACUGAUUGUGUUAAAUACUUGUAUAUAUAUAUAUAUAUAUAUAAACUUAGAUUUCCAACUAGAUUAUUGUAAAUAUUUGACUUUUACUUCCCUAUUCCACACUAUUUUUGUAAAUAAAGUUUUUUCGACGGCCCGAGCAGAAAAAUCAAAUUGUAACAUAAUCUUAAAUUAUUAUAUACUAUACUGCUAUAUACUAGUGUAUAUUUUUUCCAUAUUGAAUGUUCCUUUAAUUUAUUAUUGUCCCAUUUGAUUUUGGGAUAUAUCAGAGCAGAAACUUGUAUGUAUAUAAAUAUAUUUAUUCUUUUUAA